UGGCAGCGUUGGUUUGUGCUAGCAGCCGGGGAAGGGGUUUUGCAAUGAAAUUAUUCUCCUAAGCAACAUUGGUAAUACUGAUUUUGGCUCUUAACCAUUGUAUAGGCACCCUAGUGCACUGAUAUCUUUCUUUAUCCCCACGACCUUUGUACUUUAAUUGAAUUUCUCGCCUAGGAGGUAACUGCCGUGAAAUGCAGUUCUGCUUCAGAUAGUUCUAAGGGACACGUUUUACUGCUUUUCUACCAACAAUUUAAGGCAAUCUGGGCAGGGAUGGUUGUUAAGAAGAAGAAACACAUCGACGUUGGUCGGAUUGUUCUGGAUGACCAGAAACUUGCAAGCUUGAGAUCUGUAGCAACUGGUGAGGAGAACAACCUUGCAAAUCUUUUGCUGGAAUGUGUCGAGCUCAUGGAUGGAAUCCAACAGCUGCAUUUACUGAAGAAGAUUGGUUCUGUGUUACGGAAGCUGGACAGAGACUCUGUUCAUCAUUCACAAACUGACACCUGUAUAAAAAUACUGGUUGGGAUUUAUUGGGAUCUGGAAUCGAAAAGCCCCUUGAAAAGAGCAACAGCAAGUGCACUGGGCUGUCUUCCUGAAAACCUGGAGGAAGAAGCGGUUAGCUGCCUCGUCAACUGCAUGAGGAAAGAACUGUUGACAGUGGAUAAAUCCCAUGUUAGGAAGACAACUGACUCCAUUGCAGCCUGCAUGGAGAAUUUUAGCUUGGGUGAAAAAUGCAUGCAGUUUCUUUAUCUGGAGGUUCUUCAGUUUCUGCAUGCAGCAUUGCUGGAUUUCAAGAUGCAAAAUAAGAACCUUGGUGGGCAACACAUUCUGCAGAACAAGCUGAUGUACGAUUUGCUACAAGCCUUAAAAACUUCAAUGGUGCUCGUUCAGAAAGUUCAAGGCAAAAUACAUGGUAUCUUCUGUAAAAAUCCUGAGCCAGCUCUCUUGGAGGUCAUGUGUGGAUUACUCACAUCCUUUAUUGAAAUAAUCCUAGAUGGAAAUUUCUUGCAGACUGUUCAGAGUACAGCAGGGAUGGCUGCGCUUCUGUUUAUCAAGACUAUUGUGGAAUGUGAUGAAUUGUUGCCAAAGUUGGUUCACGAUCUGCUGUUUAACUCCACGAAAAGAGUUCAUCAUGCACCAGGAUGGCUAAUUCAGAGUUGUGGGGGACUUUACCAAGCUGCACCUCCUGAUGAUGCAGUUCUUUUCCUCAUCCAGGGAACACUGACAAUGUUAGACUGGGGAAGUGGAAGAAUGAAAGAUGGCAGUGAUCAACUCCUGCUAGAUAUAUUAACCGCUCUCCUGUCACUCAACACCCGCUUAAGGGAAUCCAGUAUGGCAAUGUCAGUUUCCAGAAUUCUGAGUUUUUGGACAACAUCUGCAUUAGAUGCUCUCCAUUCGGACUCAUGCUCUCAGCAUCUGAAAAGUUCCUUGAAUGGAAACUCCGAAUCCAUUCAGAAACUACUGGAAUACAUAUGGACACAUUGGGAACAUCCUUUGGAUGCAGUGAAACAUCAGACUAAAGCUAUAUUUAAAAACAUUUUAAAAAUUCACCAGAAGACCAUCGAUAGUUCCAGUGAAAUGACAGAUUCAUUCUUCUUAAAUUUGACACAAAGUUUAUUGGAUUUAGAAUGGCACGUCAAAGGGAAAUAUAUUUCACUGAGCUGUUUAGUAGAAUAUUUGGGUACUGAUUAUAUACUAACGGUAGAUGACUCCAUCCCUAAACAAGUUUUAAGGAUAAUGCAUGAGCAGUCACUUGCACCAUAUGCAACUGAUCUAUUGGAAAAAAUGUUUAUCAGCCAUAAGAAUCAGUUGAUGUCUUCACCGCAAUCAAGCAAUUGGAUUAAACAAUGGCACAAAACUUGGGUCCUGCCAUUUCUUACGGCCUUGUGUGAUGAGAAGCCCAGCCAACAACCCAUCAUUGACUAUUAUCUUCCCACUUUGAAAUGCAAUCCAGACAGCCUGACUUAUAUGAUCAAAGAACUUCGCUUUUCUGACAAGGCUGAGAAGAGUGGUGCUUUCAGCUGUAGAGGUGCUCGAGCAUUGAUGACUUGCUUGAGAACAGCUAGAGCUCAGGGACUCUGGAGCGCUGCUGAGAAAAUCCACAUGGACCAACUGAUACCUAUUAGCCUGAUAAAACAGGCUUUGGUUCACAAACAUGAACAGGGAGAUUGGGAAUGGUUUGGGAGAACACUGCUGAAGGAGCUGCACACUGCUGUUGACAAAAUCAAAGGUUCCUUUGAUACCCAAAAAAUGCUAUGCAUGCACACUCUUGACUCUGUUAACCCCGCUGUGGGUCCGUCUAGAUGCCUUGGUUUGGUAUGUGAGACAAACCGCACUACGGAAGCUGUAUCUCAGCAAGAGAUGGAUUUAGUAAAAUUCUUCCUUCCAUAUAACCUGAACAGUCAAUCUCCUGCAGUGAGGCAGAAAAUAGUGUGGGUAAUGAGAAAGCUAUUCUACAGGAUAUGGGACAGUUCCCAAAUGCUUUAUAAACAAACUCAGGCUAUUAAUAGGCAGAAGAGCACUGGAUGUGAAGAAAAAACAAAUAAUCAAGAUCCAGAAGUUCAGCUUCAACAAUACAAGGACUUUUUGAUCUGGGUGUGUGACAGACUGUUCCAAGCUCUAUUUCCUGGUGCUUCAUUCCCAAGCAAAUUCAUUGUCUUGAGUCUCUUAGGAAUAAUUGCUGAACUUUCUGAAAAUCUGGAGGAUCAAAGUUACAGAGUGGUGCAAAUAACCGAUGUCUUGCAGCCCGCCUAUGCUGAUGCUUUGUUAGGGUGUUUGAACAGCACCUUUGAGGAAGUUAAGUUACUAGCCUAUGAUCUGAUUCGGAAACUUCCAGCUACAGUUUUAGGAUUACAGGAAAGUGAAAAACUGCAAACACUUUUGCAGGCGGCUUUGGACCUUUCGAUCAGUACAAAACCAUAUGAUUGCGUUACUGCUUCCUACCUCUUGACCCUUCUGGUACAACAGGAAGGUUUUCUGCCAGCUCUUCAUGCUUGUUCUUUAAAACGACAAACGAUUGGUUACCAGUUUGAUGACCUUGGCAAGGCUUAUGAAAAGCAACCAGAUAAGGAAAUUCUGGAAACCAAUAUUUUAGAAGUUAUUAAAUACUUGAUGAAUUGUCUGUCAGAUGAGAUCAGACAGGCUGAAAAAUCUCUGGUGCAUGCGGCAGCUUCUAACCCCUUAUAUGGAAGAGUUCAUUGCAUCAUUGGAGCUCUGCAGCAACUCUCCCUAAAGUCCAUCACAAAAUUAGCAGAAUGGAGGGAGAUAGUAGAAGGACUGAUUUUAAUGGCCUUCCAUCUGUCAGCAGUGGUAUCUCCUAUUUGUCAGAGCUCCUCACCAGAAGGACUAAUUCCAAUGGACACAGAUCUCGAGACUGCUGAAAGCUUGCAUAAGAUUAUAAAUGAAAUAAAACCACAGGACACAAAUGAUUACCUUUAUCCAGCUGGCCGUUCCUGCCAGGUUACUGCUCAAAUGGUUCUCGUGUGUUGUUGGAGAAGUAAGGAAAUCUCCUUGCUGUUGGGAUUCUUGUGUCAAAAUUUGCCUGUUCAGUCAGCACCUGACUCAAAGGAUGGACUACUCUCAUUCCACCAGGUUAGAGAAAUUGGAGAGUACUUUAAAUCCCAGCUUCUCCAGUCUAGGCAUAGAGGUGCAUUUGAGCUGGCCUACGUUGGAUUUAUAAAACUUACUGAAAUGCUCACCAGAUGCAAUAAUGGAGAUCUGCAGAAGUUAACUCUGCAGUGGCUUGAAGAAGUUCUACAGGAAAUUAAGUCCAGUGCCCCAGUGUCCAAGCUGUGUGCCACCAGACGCAGUGCUGGAAUCCCAUUUUACAUUCAGGCCUUGGUGUCUUCUGAGCCUAGGUGCUCCAACUUGGGUCUUCUGAAGCUGACAAUGAAUGAAUUGAUUGCACUUUCCAUGCCAGUAGUACCAUUAGCCGCCUCCCAGGAUGAACACACCACCAUUCCACAGGUGCAUGCCCUGAAUAUCUUGAGAGCACUGUUCAGAGACACCAAAAUAGGUGAAAAUGUCAUUCCCUAUGUGGCAGAUGGAUUGCAAGCUGCCAUCCUUGGCUUUACAUCUCCUGUGUGGGCAGUACGAAAUUCUUCCACAUUGUUGUUCAGUGCACUAAUCACCAGGAUAUUUGGAGUCAAAAGAGGAAAGGAUGAACAUUCCAAGAAAAACAGGAUGACAGGCAGAGAAUUUUUUACCCGUUUCCCCACACUUCAUCCCUUCCUCCUUAAGCAGCUGGAGAUGGUGGCAAACACAAUGGACAGUGAUUCUGGUGUCCUGAAGCUCCACCCUAGCCUGUUCUUGUUGCUGCUUGUUCUGGGUCGAUUAUAUCCAUCCCCCAUGGAUGGCACAUGCUCAGCUCUCAGCCUGGCACCCUUUGUGCCCUUAAUCAUAAGAUGUGGUCACUCGCCUGUGCAUCGAUCCCGUGAGAUGGCUGCACUUGCCCUAGUUCCCUUUGUGACAAUUGAUCGUAUUCUUCCAAUGGCACAGACCUUGAUGGAAACCUUACCUGCUCCCACAGAUCGCUGUAUACGACAGAACCAGAUCCAUGGGACGCUGCUUCAGGCAUUUCAUUUACUGCAGUCCUGUUAUGACUCAAAACAAAGGACCAAUUCAAGUCUUCACCAAGAGCUGCAUGACAUCAUUGGCUGCACUAGAGCCAAAAUAUGGUUGGCAACAAGGCAGAACCCUUGUUUCCUUACCAGAGCGACUUUUCUUGAUAUCAUCUCUAUCCUUUGUUGUCAUUUGGAUAUCUCAAAAACAAUAGACCUAGAGAUUCUAAACUUCUGGCAGGCUGCCCACCACAUUAUACUGGAGUCAGAACUAUUUACAGAGAGCCAGAAGUUUUCACCAGCACCUGGACUAAUUCAGUGGCAAAAGAGCAUCACUAAGUUAACGUUGUCUGUAGUGGCAAAAUUGGUUUCUCUACGACCAAUGUCACAGUCAGGAGAUGCCACCAACAAAUUGGCUUCUGUAUCUGCUGAAGUUCAGCCCAGUCUACACCUUCCUCGUCUUCUGCAAUCAGAAUUUCUUGAAGCACGUUUGCUGACCCUGGAGACAUUGUUGUUAUGGCUGGAAGACACAGAUUUCCUCCAGCCCAGAGAAACAAAUGGGAAUGUACUGUUCCUGUUAUCAGGAAUUAAGGACACUCUGAAAAAGCUAGCAGUGCAAGAAAAACACCCAGAAUAUCUUGCCAAGGUGCUGAAAAUAUUGUGCCAUUUGGAUAUAGAGGGACUGUUUCCUUGGACAGUGAAUACUUCAGUGAUGAGUGAAGCCAAAUUUCUCAGGUGGAUCUUGUCAAUAGCAGAGACCACAAAAAGCAGUGUCGAGCUGCAAAGUGUAACACUUAAUCUGGCUUCAAAAUUAGCAACCCAUCUUGUGCAAAAGGAGCAGGAGAAAUCCUUGGAUUCCAUAAGUGAAGAGCUCAGACAGUGGGUUCAUUUAGUUGAACAGAGUUGUGGAGUGGAGCAGCAGACAGAAAUCCGAUUGACAGCUGCAAAAGUCCUCAUUGAUGCUGCCCCAUCUUUCCUUGCCAAUAAACAACUUUAUUUAGAUCUACUGGAUACUUUAACCCUGUGGAGAUGUAUUUUCACUCUUCUGCAAGAUGACGAGCAAGUGGUGAGGGAUAAAGCCACAGAUGUUAUACAGAUGAUUCCAUCUUUUCUGACAACUCGUAAGGAUAAUGAUAUUUUGUACUCUGUCGUUAAUCCGUCCCUGGCUCUGGAUCUUGGCCUUGGAUUGCUGUGCGAACUUUUGCAGAUCUGGGGCCAAGUCUUGCCUGGAAUUGUAGUCCUCAUUGAAUGGAUGCUGGUAGAAGAUGAUAUGGAAGAAGAUACAGUGAAUGAAAACCUGGGAGAAUAUGACCUGCUGUUUGAUAAAAGUGAAAUUAACCUUUGGGCAGAGAAGAUCACAUUUGCCAAUCUACUCCAGAAGCAUCUUUCAGUACUUAUUUCCCAGUCAGGGGUCAUUCCAGAUGAAGAAUCACAGCUCUGCCUUCUGUCAGCGAAGGUUUCCGACCAAGCGCAGCGUGUCGGACGACUUUUUGAAGGCCUGCCUCCUGCGGCAGAAUUUUCUAGAACAGCGGACUACACAAGGCUAAGCAUUCAAAAAGUGAGGCUCUUGAACACAGCCCAGCUACUGAGGCUGUUUGGAUUGGGUGCCAUCAUUGUUGGGCAUUUCUGAAGUGGAAUGAUCUCAUUAUUUGACUUGGCCUAAAGCAGAGGAAAAACAGAUCAGCAGAAGCACAUUCGUGACAAAGAGAGGCUUGUGGCGGCUAGAGAAAGAUUGUAUCCCAUAGGGUUGUGUGCCUUACCACAUGAUUUUUGUGCCAAUCAUAAUUAAGUGACAUUAAUUGCUCCUCUUACAAUAGAAACUUAUUGGCAUCAGAAAUGAACUAUUGUCAUUGAUGUGGUAAUGUUAUGUGGACCUACCUGAAGUCCAGAUUUGCAAAUUACAACAUAAAUACGGGAAAAGUUUUGGAUCACAUGUUUUGUGAUUUUUACA
This is a messenger RNA of Pristis pectinata (smalltooth sawfish), 6507 nucleotides long. RefSeq names its product THADA armadillo repeat containing (gene thada). The record is from RefSeq and is a predicted model, not a curated record. Gene Ontology annotation, biological process: tRNA methylation. Lineage: Eukaryota; Metazoa; Chordata; Chondrichthyes; Rhinopristiformes; Pristidae. Gene Ontology annotation, cellular component: cytosol.